CCUCUGGUCUGUAGGCAGAAGAGAUGGGAGGUCCAUGAUCUAUCACUACCUCUGGUCUGUAGGCAGAAGAGAUGGGAGGUCCAUGAUCUAUCACUACCUCUGGUCUGUAGGCAGAAGAGAUGGGAGGUCCAUGAUCUAUCACUACCUCUGGUCUGUAGGCAGAAGAGAUGGGAGGUCCAUGAUUACAUGACAGGACUGUACGAGGAGCUGAAGUCCUGGGUGCUGGUAUACUGGAGGAUCUGGGGAACCAUCAACCACCUCACCUGCUCCCACUGCCAACAGGUGUUUGUGUGUGCGGAGCUGUCCCACUGUCGGUAUCACCCAGAGGUUGUGUUGUACCCAGGCAUGGGGACAGAGCAGGGCUGGCACGGGACGGGCAUCUACCCCUGCUGCAACCAGAGGACGCUACGCUUUGACCCCACCGGCAUGCCCAAGGGCUGUAAGGUGCGGGACCACAUAGUGAAUGUGUCAGACAGUGGAGACUGUACUGGGGACCACCAGGUAAACUCAGCCCAGACCAGACUGCUCAACGACCUGCUACUACACAGAGAGACAGUGUGUGUACCCAACACACCCCUACCAGAGACAGGGCCUGUAGACUCCCCCUCCAGUGGUUCAGAGAGGGGGGAGCGGGUACUGGACUGUGACAUCCUGGUAGAGCCGGGGCUUCUGGGACUUCAGAGAGUAGAGGGUACCACCUUUUCCCUGUUGAAAAACUGGAGCCGGCAACUGAGGCAGCAGACGCUGCUGUCUGAGGAUGAGGAGUAUACCACGGGGUCAGAGGUCACUGAGGAUGAGGUGGGGGAUGAAGAGGAGGCCAGCAAGAAACAAGCUGCUAAGAAGGCCAAGAAGUUGAGCAAACCUUUGAAGAGGCAGAUGUCCUCACCCAAUUUCCAUCGCAAAGAGAAAGCAGUGGAGAAAACCCCUUCGAGGGACAACACUCCAUUCAGAGUGAGUGCCCAGAAGAGUAAAUGGGACAGCUCUCGCUCCAUUCGCUACAACCAAGACGCCCAAAGAGAGGAAGACCAGCGGCGUAUGGUGGAGAUCAUUGGUCACCUGACUAAGAUUAGAUUUGGAGAUCAGGAACAGAGGAAGUCCAAGGACACUAAAGACCGUGCAGCAGGGAUCUACUCCAGACUAGAGGCCCAGUUUAAGUCCUCCUCCCAGGCCAGGGGACGACAGAGUGGCCCUGAGAAAACCCUCAGAGUGAAGCCACGCUUCAGCCAAGCUCGAACCACAUAGAUAUUGGAAAGAGGAGGAGGGAAGGAGGAAGAAAAGAGGAGGAGGAGGGAAGGAGGAAGACAGGAGGGAGAAGAUGAAGAGGAGAAGGAGCAGGGAAGGAGUAAGACAAGAGGAGGAAGGAAAAGUGAGAGGAGGAGGAGAGAAAGAGAGCAGAGGAGGAAGAGGGAGGAAAUCAGUGGAGCAAACUGACCCAAAUGUGUACUGGCAACCUGGCAGCAGCUGACCCUCAACCCCAUCUUGCUCCAAUGUGCCCCUGUUAAAAAUGUGUGCCUGUAUUCAUAAAGAGUCUAAAAGUAGGAGUGCUGAUCUAGGAACAGUUUCUCUUAGAAUAUACUGAAUGGACAGGGGAGACCUGAUCCUAGAUCAGCCCUCCUCCUCUGAGACACUUGAUAAAUACAGGCCCUGGUCCUGCAUUGGUCGUCUUUAGUUCAGGAGGCCUGGUUUUGCCGUAGGCCUUUCUAGCCCACUUAGAACCCAGUCUAGAACCCAGUCCAGCCCGUCAGCCUGACUCAGGUGACUUUGUAUCGAUCACAUUUCCUCCUACCUCCCAUUAUUACAAUGCAAUAGGUCACCUAAACCUGUAUGCCAUAGAAUAUAAUAGACUUUAACAUAGAAGCUACCUUGUGGUGAGUAAUAGGAGUGGUGAGCAGUAGGUAGAUGAUGGUUUAAUGAAAUGCCCGCUGUUUCUAUAUCUGUCUGUGUUGGCCGUAUCGCACACUACUGGGCCUAAGAGGACAUGGGUGGACGGAGGCAGUCAGAAAUAAAAGUUACAUCCCCACCAUUUA
Molecule: messenger RNA, 2027 nt
Organism: Oncorhynchus gorbuscha (pink salmon)
Lineage: Eukaryota; Metazoa; Chordata; Actinopteri; Salmoniformes; Salmonidae
Product: SANT and BTB domain regulator of class switch recombination-like
Exons: 12
Coding region: 187-1242 (351 amino acids)
Source: RefSeq, a predicted model, not a curated record